Macrosiphum euphorbiae (potato aphid) is the source of this 318-nucleotide messenger RNA. The record is from the annotation of a GenBank genome assembly. NCBI's taxonomy places the organism in Eukaryota, Metazoa, Arthropoda, Insecta, Hemiptera, Aphididae.
AUGCCAUUCAUGGCCGUCGCAGUGUCGCGCGCUCGAGCAUUGAAAACAUUUUCCUCCACCGCACCGCGCUCGUACUCACGGUCAGUACUCAUUUUGCAUACAGAACGCUCCUCGUGCGACCACCUAGUCGAGUACGUCGUGUUCACGAAACACAAAAUAUACAACUCGCCGCCGCCGCCGCAACAGCGUUGUGUACCCAGCGUAAACAGGUGUUGCGGGGAACCCAAUCGGAGACCGACACAUCGAAAGGACGCGAAACGGACCACCGCCCAACUACGGCGCGGCGGUAGUACAGCUACAAGUAACCGAAAACCGUAG